AUGUACGACUUCCUGACCCAUGACCCCCCCCACCUUAAGCCCCAAAAAUGGGACAUAUGCCCAGUGAUACAUAGGCUUCUUGAUAAAGCAGAAAUCCUCUUGAUAGUUUUCGUCUUUCAUGACAUCUGCACCCAGAUGUUGAAACCAAGGAGAUUCCUUGAACGAUGGGGUCCCACCAACGCUAAAAGCAAGCAGCGCCGCAUCAUUGUACCACACAGCCUUCACCUAGCCAAUUGUAAACUCGGCGUCAUGAUUGCCAGCGAUGGAGCCAAUGAUGGACAUUCGUUCACGAAGGCCGGCAGAAAAUGCCCCGGCUUGCCCCACCCCAAGAAGGCUGGUAAAUUUGAUCCUAUGUAG
Histoplasma capsulatum G186AR is the source of this 357-nucleotide messenger RNA. RefSeq lists its product as uncharacterized. The transcript has a single exon. The record is from RefSeq and is a predicted model, not a curated record. The coding region runs from base 1 to 357 and encodes 118 amino acids. Lineage: Eukaryota; Fungi; Ascomycota; Eurotiomycetes; Onygenales; Ajellomycetaceae.